AAAAUCUCUUCGAUCGUCAAUGAUGGCUUGAACUCAAUCGUUUGUAAAAAUAAAAGAAUUUUCAAUUCAAACGGUUUAAUAUACUUACAUAAGACGUAGGUACCUACGUAACAUUAGGAGCAAUUAUGGCGAAAAAUUAAAAAAAUAAAAGGUGAGCAUACCUACGAAGUACCAUUUAGACAUUUAGUACUCGACGGCGGUAUUGCCGGUACACUGGUAUAGGUAUACUCUUGUUGAAAUGUCGAGUAUGUAUAAAUACGUAGGUAAUAUGGUUAACGGUAUGUGUAGUGGGUAGGUAGGUACCAUUAUAUAGUAUGCCGUAGGUUGUAGCUCUUCAGUAACCACUCUUGGUUCGGUCGUUAACCCAGAAGAUAAUAAUAUGAAGGUACCUAUGACCGUACGCGGUCUCGCCGACCGAGAACGCAUAUACACGGUCACCAAUAUAUAUAUACCAAUAUCGUCCACAAUGAGAUUUUUGUGCGCCAAAUGUGGCGUCAUGGUGUCCCGGAGAAGCAGCACGAUUAAAACUUCAGCACAAGACGUCGUUAUGACAGGGUUGCCCUUUCUAUGUCCACUCGUGACAGUGUAACGGCCAAUGGGAAUCGAAGACGGCGAGCCAUAUAGGCGUGCGCACGGAUGCACUUGCAGCAGAUUCGUGUCCUCGGCUCACCGCUCACCUUUCGCUGCAGCUGCAUCCACAACAUUUUUUUUGGGCGGAUCGAUUGCCUAUAGUCACAGUUGUGAGACACUAAAGAGAACUGAAGCCAGAACAGCGGCAGUUAACAGUAGUUAUUUUUCUUCAGACAUCAACAGAGUGAAUACAGAAACUUUCUCAACAAGUUCAAUAGUAGUGAUGGUAAACCAUCACAUAAAAGUUUUGGCCAUUUUUAUGGAUCAAACUAUAUUACGGAUCCUGACGGUUCAAGAGCUCCUGUAA
Messenger RNA from Myzus persicae (green peach aphid), 937 nucleotides. RefSeq lists its product as uncharacterized. The record is from RefSeq and is a predicted model, not a curated record. The transcript has 2 exons. NCBI's taxonomy places the organism in Eukaryota, Metazoa, Arthropoda, Insecta, Hemiptera, Aphididae. The coding region runs from base 596 to 937 and encodes 113 amino acids.